AGGAGACGAAUUCAGUUUCAGAUUGUUGUGUUGUUGAUAUCUUCUAUUAUCAAACAUGGCGCUUUUGGAUCUUUUCAUUGUUGCAUCUAUGCCAGUACUAAAAUUGUUGCUGAUUACUGGAUUGGGAGCCUAUCUAGCUCUAGAUCACAUUAACAUUAUGGGAGAAGAUUCAAGGAAGCAUGCAAAUAAUAUAGUGUUUUAUGUGUUCAAUCCCGCACUUAUUUGCAGCAGCUUAGCCAGAACAAUAACAUAUGACAGCGUAAUUAUGUUGUGGUUCAUGCCUUUCAACAUUCUCCUUACAUUUAUUGUUGGUUCGGCUCUUGGAUGGUUGGUUAUACAUAUUACUAGAGCUCCUUCUCAUCUACAAGGCCUUAUUAUAGGAUGUUGCUCUGCAGGGAACAUGGGAACCCUGUUUCUUAUUAUAAUCCCAGCAGUAUGCAAAGAAAAAGGGAGCCCAUUUGGAAAUCCUGAUGUUUGUUAUGAAGAUGGAUUGGCUUAUGCUUCACUGUCAUUGGCAGUAAGUGCAGUGUUCUUGUGGUCUUAUGUGUACAACAUCGUACAAAUAUCUUCAUUGAAGAGUUCAAAAGCGAUUCACAUAAAUGACUCAUCCCCAAUAACAAAACAAGGGGAUAUUGAAGAGCCUUUACUUUUGGGAAAAGAUCAACUGGUAUCUGAAUAUGAUGCCGAUGAUGGUCAAUCUUGUACUAUAUUUGAGACCAAGCCCCAGGGCCAGAUAUCAAUCGUUAAGAGGGUAAAACAGUGCUUGGAAAAGUUGAAUAACAAGAUCAAUUUGAAGAUAAUAUUUGCCCCUUCAACUACUGGAGCGAUUGUUGGGUUUGUGAUAGCUCUUAUACCUCAAAUCAAAUGGUUGUUGAUUGGUGAUGAAGCUCCUCUACGUGUGAUCCAAGAUUCCGCUUCUCUGCUCGGAGAUGGAACUAUUCCAGCACUUACCUUAAUUGUAGGAGGGAACCUUUUGAGAGGUUUGAAGGAAACAGGACUUGAAAAGUCAAUCAUAGUUGGCAUCGUCAUUGUUCGCUAUAUAAUGCUGCCUAUUAUUGGAAUUGGGAUUGUAAAAUUGGCACUUCAUUUUGGUGUAGUGCAACCAAGUCCACUCUAUCAAUUUGUUCUUUUACUACAGUAUGCCCUUCCACCUGCAUUAAACAUCGGGACCAUAACUCAACUGUUUGGAGCUGGAGAGAGCGAAUGUUCGGUUAUCAUGCUAUGGACAUAUGCACUUGCUUCUGUUUCCCUUACCCUUUGGUGUACACUCUUCAUGUGGCUUGUGGCACCAUAAACUGUUAAAUUGUGUUAGUUUUUGCAUUUU
Messenger RNA from Impatiens glandulifera, 1324 nucleotides. RefSeq names its product protein PIN-LIKES 3-like. Gene Ontology annotation, biological process: endoplasmic reticulum to cytosol auxin transport. Lineage: Eukaryota; Viridiplantae; Streptophyta; Magnoliopsida; Ericales; Balsaminaceae. Bases 56 to 1294 code for a protein of 412 amino acids. Gene Ontology annotation, cellular component: membrane. The transcript has 10 exons. The record is from RefSeq and is a predicted model, not a curated record.